Messenger RNA from Cervus elaphus (red deer), 662 nucleotides. RefSeq names its product protein FAM24B-like. The coding region runs from base 128 to 514 and encodes 128 amino acids. Lineage: Eukaryota; Metazoa; Chordata; Mammalia; Artiodactyla; Cervidae. The transcript has 3 exons. The record is from RefSeq and is a predicted model, not a curated record.
GAUUCUCCAUUCUGCUCUGGUGGAGGCUGCACUUCUAAAAGCGAGCUCUUCAAACUUACAUCUCAAUUACUCCUAACAGGGACAGUUAGAAUUUUCUUUCUCAAAGGUUUGAGAAAUCCCUGAUAAGAUGUACUGUUCCCUCAAGUUUAUUUUAAUUGUAAUUUUUUUUUACUGCCAGCCUUCAUCCAGCUUUGACGAUUUAGAUUCUCAUAAAAACUCCAAAGUUAACGCGAUAAUUAUGUUCUGCAUUGGUGGCGCUAUCCUGUUGGCCAUGCUCGUUCUGAUGGCCGUCGUCAUCUGUCUUUACUACAAAGUAGCCAACGCACUGAACAUGCCAAAGGUACCUGUUUGUUUGGCCUUAAAAAAUAAUCCAGCUGUGAUCACCCCGGACAAGGUCAGUGCAGCCCUCACCACUGGGUCUUACCCCAGCCUCCAGUGCUGUGACGAAUGUAACUUGUAUCCCGGCUUCGAUGCCCUGCCUCCGUGCUGCUGUAAUGUAAACGAGGGUCUCUGACUUGGGUGGGUACAAAUAUCUUCAUGAACAAUAUUUCUUUCUUAGUAGAGUCUUUUAUUAUUCAAGUCAAGUUUUAUACUGUUUCCAUUAUAUCAUGUACUAUAUACCAUAUUUAUGUGCUUUUGAAUAAAUGCAAUAUUGAAAAUAA